GCAGUAUAUACUACAAUGUGCCCAGACCAUUGUCUCACUAGGCUUCAGCUGAUCGGCUAUCUGAGAGCAUAUACGCUUUUCCAUUGUUUAUCUCUCUUUAGUUCUUUGUUCCGCUCCUUCCUUCUCUGAGAGCAUAUUAUUUAAGUUUUCUCCUAUGGAGUUGGAAAGCAUACUCCAGGUCAUUCAGAACAAGAACAUUUUGGUCACUGGUGCCACUGGCUUUCUAGCAAAGAUUUUUGUGGAGAAGAUACUGAGGGUUCAACCAAAUGUGAAGAAGCUCUAUCUUCUAUUAAGAGCUGCAGAUACAAAAUCAGCCACACAGCGUUUGCAUAAUGAGAUAAUUGGGAAGGACCUUUUUAGAGUGUUGAGGGAAAAAUGGGGAGCAGGUAUGAACUCCAUUGUCUCAGAAAAGCUGACAGUGGUGCCUGGAGACAUUUCUCGUGAGGACUUGGGCUUGAAAGAUUCAAACUUGAGGGAAGAGAUGUUGAGCCAGAUAGAUGUCAUUGUGAACUUAGCUGCAACUACCAACUUUGAUGAAAGGUAUGAUGUUGCACUUGAUCUCAAUACUUUGGGACCAAAGCAUGUUUUGAACUUUGCUAAGCAAUGUGUUAAAUUAAAGGUGCUGGUCCACGUAUCCACAGCUUAUGUUUGUGGCGAGAAGGACGGGCUUUUAUUGGAAAACCCCUACCACAUGGGUGAGACGCUUAAUGGGACCUCAGGACUUGACAUCGAUAGCGAAAUCAGGCAGGUCCAGGAAAAAAUCAGAGAUCUUCGAGCAGAGGGAUUAACAGAACAAGCAAUCACUUCGGAACUCAAAGAUUUUGGCCUCAAAAGAGCUAAUAUAUAUGGAUGGCCAAACACGUAUGUGUUUACAAAGGCGAUGGGCGAGAUGCUUAUAGGAGACCUAAAAGAAAAUCUACCUCUAGUCAUUGUACGGCCAACCAUGAUCACCAGCACUUACAAAGAACCUUUUCCUGGUUGGGUUGAAGGAGUCAGAACCAUCGACAGCGUUGCAGUUGGUUAUGGCAAGGGAAAAUUAACAUUCUUUCUCUGCGACAUUAAUGCAAUUGCUGAUGUGAUACCUGCUGACAUGGUGGUGAAUGCAAUAAUUGCGGCAAUGGCUGCUCAUGCAAAUCAACCUGGUGAAGUAAUUUAUCAAGUGGGGUCCUCUAUGAGAAAUCCUGUAAAAUACUCUAAUUUGCACGAUUAUGGAUUCCGUUUCUUCACCAAGAAGCCAUGGAUUAAUAAAGAUGGAACUCCAGUGAAAGUUGGCAAGGUCGCAGUUAUGGGAAGCAUGACUACCUUUCACCGAUACAUGACUAUCCGUUACUUACUAUUACUAAAGGGGUUGGAGGUGGUUAAUACAGCAUUUUGCCAGUACUUCAAGGGCACGUAUGUGGAUCUCAAUCGAAAGAUCAAAUUUGUGAUGAGAUUGGUGGAACUUUAUAGACCAUACUUGUUUUUCAAAGGAGUCUUCGAUGAUAUGAACACAGAGAAGUUGCAAAUGGCAGUGCGAGAAAACACCACAGAGGCAGAUAUGUUUUACUUUGAUCCCAGUUGCAUAAAUUGGGACGAUUACUUCAUGAAUAUCCAUCUUCCUGGGGUUGUCAAAUACGUUUUCAAAUGAUUACCAAAAUUGGGUUGUCGAAUAUAUACAUAUAUAUGGUUUGAAAUGGGUGGAAUUGGAGCGCUCUAGCCAUUGUAUUUACUCAAGGCAGUAUACAAUGGCUCCCUAGAUGCAUUAUAAAUUUCAAUCAAGUUUAUGAACGUAAUUUGCUUUCAUGAAUAUGAAUAUGACGAUGAACAAUUGUUUGUCACCAAAUGUAAUUUGUUAUAAUAUGGAAGUGUCAACAACUUUAAUUGGUUGUUAAAUAAAGUUUGUCUUUUUAACAAGA
Prunus dulcis (almond) is the source of this 1895-nucleotide messenger RNA. Its product is annotated as fatty acyl-CoA reductase 3-like. Gene Ontology annotation, biological process: suberin biosynthetic process; long-chain fatty-acyl-CoA metabolic process. Gene Ontology annotation, cellular component: intracellular membrane-bounded organelle. Bases 155 to 1627 code for a protein of 490 amino acids. Gene Ontology annotation, molecular function: alcohol-forming very long-chain fatty acyl-CoA reductase (NADP+) activity. The transcript is spliced from 10 exons. The record is from RefSeq and is a predicted model, not a curated record. NCBI's taxonomy places the organism in Eukaryota, Viridiplantae, Streptophyta, Magnoliopsida, Rosales, Rosaceae.